AUGUCAAUCGAAAUCGUCCCUUUGACCAAGGCCGACAUACCAGCGGCCGUAGAGUGUGUCCAGAAAGCUUUUUCCGAUGACCCCUACUUCCGAUGGGCAUUCAAUGACCCUUCUAAGUUCAAUAUCCAGCGAAACGCGGCCUCCUUGGCGGCACACUUUCAGUAUGGCCUCAGUUGUGACUGCCCCAUUUCGGUCGCCAAAGUGAGCCACUCUUCCAGCGACCAGAAAGUUGACCAAGACUUUAAGCUACCUCCAGGCAGCGUGGUCGGCGUAGGUUGGUGGUACUCGCCUCAGGCGGCAUGUGAAUCUCAGACUUGGUCUACCUGGGCGCAGGAGUGGCUUCUCUCAUUCAGACAGCUCUUGAAUAAUAUUCGUUUCCUGGGCCGGGGCGGCCUGAACGUCCCUCGAUACAUGAUCUGGAAGCAGGUGCAACAGGAUGCACAUAACACCCUCUGGACAAACCCUCGCGGUUAUUACUUCUGCAACAUGGUGGGUGUCAGUUCCCAGGCCCGUGGAAUGGGUGUAGGGAAACGCCUGAUGGAAAGUGUCAUGGAGAAGGCCGAUCAGGAAGGUAUUUCAUGUUACCUGGAAAGUUCCAAAGGCCACCCUAAUAUUACGAUUUAUGAGAAGAUGGGGUUCGAGCUGAUCAAAGAGAUCGAAUGUGCCGAGGGUGGAGACGUCUGCAAGGUAGGUGAACCCCAGCUCAAUCUUUUGAACGAUGACUGA
Molecule: messenger RNA, 726 nt
Organism: Penicillium daleae
Lineage: Eukaryota; Fungi; Ascomycota; Eurotiomycetes; Eurotiales; Aspergillaceae
Product: GNAT family N-acetyltransferase
Exons: 2
Coding region: 1-726 (241 amino acids)
Molecular function (GO): acyltransferase activity, transferring groups other than amino-acyl groups
Source: RefSeq, a predicted model, not a curated record